This is a messenger RNA of Etheostoma cragini (Arkansas darter), 5632 nucleotides long. It is a transcript of the gene abcc3, whose product is annotated as ATP-binding cassette, sub-family C (CFTR/MRP), member 3. Bases 276 to 4910 code for a protein of 1544 amino acids. Lineage: Eukaryota; Metazoa; Chordata; Actinopteri; Perciformes; Percidae. The transcript is spliced from 31 exons. Gene Ontology annotation, cellular component: membrane. Gene Ontology annotation, biological process: transmembrane transport. Gene Ontology annotation, molecular function: ATP binding; ABC-type transporter activity; ATP hydrolysis activity. The record is from RefSeq and is a predicted model, not a curated record.
GAAAACAAUCUUUGCCGUUGUCUCCGGAUGACUUUUCUUUUUCCCGUCUCUCUCAACCCCAGAGCGGAAGGAGUGGAGCGUUUCCUGACUCAGGUCGGUGCACGCUUUCGGGAGGAUACAGGCGUAGUAACAAUACCUCUCCGUGUGGCAUGUGAGAGUCAGAGAGCGUAUUUUUCGGCGCAAAGAAACAAGAACGCUGGUCGGCAAGAAAGGGCUCGACCGGUAGAGAGGCUGAAGAGCUCUCCGUCGGUUCCCGGUUUCCCGCUGCGACAGAGAUGGAGUGGCUGUGCGGACCUGACCUACCUUUCUGGGUAGCCAAUCAGACGUUGCACACAGAUUCCCCCGACCUCCCGAAGUGUUUUCAGCUCUCUGUCCUGUCAUGGCUGCCGUGCAUCUACCUUUGGGCUGUCUGCCCCAUCUACCUCUUCUAUCUCAAGAGGAGCAACAGAGACUACAUCAUGAUGUCCAUAAUGAACAGAAUCAAAACGGCGCUUGGCUUGUUGUUAUCGAUUGUGUGUUGGACCGAUCUCUUCUACACAUUCCACGAGCUGCGGCAGGAGCACAGCCAGCCUCCCAUCUACCUGAUCACCCCGCUGGUGCUCGGCAUGACAAUGAUGUUGGCCACGUUUCUGAUCCAGUAUGAGAGGUUACACGGGGUUCAGUCCUCUGGGGUCCUCUUCAUCUUCUGGUUCCUGUCUGUGCUGUGUGCCAUCGUGCCUUUCCGCUCCAAGAUCCUACAGGCCUCCAGCCAGAGCGAAGUGACCGACAAGCUGCGUUUUACUACGUUCUACUUCUACUUUGGCCUGGUGGUCUGUGAGCUGAUCCUCUGCUGCUUCAAUGAAAAGCCUCCUCUCUUCUCCAGUGUUGUCACAGACCCUAAUCCCUGCCCUGAAACCACAGCAGGUUUUCUCUCCACCAUUACGUUCUGGUGGUUUACAAGUAUGGCUAUUAAAGGCUACAAAAUGCCUUUAGAGACCAAAGACCUUUGGUCUCUAAAAGAGCGUGACAGCUCUAAGAUCACGGUGCCCAAACUCCUCAAAGAGUGGGAGAAAGAGCUGACCAAAGCCAAGAGUGAAGUGAAUCCGUCCAGCCAGGCUGUGUACUCUAAGCCCCCGCCGUCAACCACAAACCACAUUGGAGGAGGAGGUGAAAGCAGCCCAGAUGAAGUAGAGGUGCUGCUGUCCAAUCCCAAAGCUGCAUCCCGCCAGCCGUCUUUCCUACGCGCCCUCAUCAGAGCCUUUGGGCCCUACUUUCUGAUUGGGUCGGCCUUCAAGCUUCUGCAGGAUGUCAUCACCUUUAUCAACCCUCAGCUGCUCAGGAUGCUGAUCUUGUUCACAAAACAGAAGGGGGCUCCCGAUUGGUGGGGUUACUCGCUGGCCUUUCUCAUGUUCUUCACAGCCUUCUUGCAGACUCUCAUCCUUCAUCAACACUUUCAGUACUGUUUCGUCACUGGCAUGAAUGUACGCACAGCUAUCAUAGGAGCUAUCUACAGGAAGUCGUUGGUGAUAACUAACGCUGCCAAGCGUUCAUCUACAGUGGGAGAGGUUGUCAAUUUGAUGUCGGUGGACGCACAGAGGUUCAUGGACCUCACCACCUUCCUCAACAUGUUGUGGUCUGCUCCUCUUCAGAUUAUGCUAGCACUGUAUUUUCUAUGGCAGAACCUCGGCCCAUCUGUGCUGGCUGGGGUGGCUGUCAUGAUCAUGCUGAUCCCCUUGAAUGCUGUCAUUGCCAUGAAGACACGAGCCUACCAGGUGGAGCAGAUGCAGUACAAGGACUCUCGUAUCAAGCUGAUGAACGAGAUCCUAAACGGAAUAAAAGUCCUAAAGCUUUAUGCGUGGGAGAACUCCUUCAAAGAAAAGGUCCUUGCCAUUCGUCAAAAGGAGCUCCAAGUGCUGCGUAAGACAGCGUACCUGGGAGCUCUGUCUACUAUGGCCUGGACCAGUGCCCCUUUCUUGGUUGCCUUGACAUCGUUUGCCGUGUAUGUGACUGUGGAUGAAAAGAACACCUUGGAUGCGGAGAAGGCCUUUGUGUCACUCUCACUCUUCAACAUCCUCAGGUUUCCUCUCAACAUGCUUCCCCAAGUCAUCAGCAGCAUCGUGCAGGCCAGCGUCUCAUUGAAACGAAUCCAAAAUUUCCUGAGUCACGAUGAGCUGGACCCAAAUUCAGUAGACAGAAAGAACACAGCCGCAGAGUUUUCAGUGACAGUUGUCAACGGGAAAUUCAGCUGGGCUAAAGAAGAUCCCCCUGUUCUGCAUAACAUUAACAUGAUGGUGCCUAAUGGCUCCCUGCUGGCAGUGGUAGGCCACGUUGGCUGUGGGAAGUCCUCCCUACUCUCUGCGCUGCUCGGUGAAGUGGAGAAACUGGAGGGAGAGGUUUCCAUUCGGGGAUCAGUGGCAUACGUACCGCAGCAGGCAUGGAUACAGAAUGCCACGCUGCGGGACAACAUCCUGUUUGGGAAACCCUACAAUGAGCAGAAGUACCAGUGUGUUCUGGAAGCCUGUGCCUUAACUCCUGACCUGGAAGUGCUGCCCGGAGGUGAUAUGACUGAGAUAGGCGAGAAGGGCAUCAACCUCUCUGGUGGGCAGAGACAGAGGGUGAGUCUGGCCCGUGCUCUGUACAGCGACACCGAUGUCUACCUCCUGGACGAUCCGCUGUCAGCUGUGGACGCCCACGUAGCCAAACACAUCUUUGACAACCUCGUCGGUCCCGAGGGGGUGCUGAAGGGCAAGACACGUAUUCUGGUGACACAUGGCAUCAGCUUCCUGCCCCAGGUGGAUAACAUUAUAGUGAUGGUGGAUGGCAGGGUGUCGGAGAUGGGCUCCUACCAGGAGCUGCUCAAACAGAACGGAGCCUUCGCAGAGUUUCUCAGGAACUAUGCCGUGGAGGACAUUGUUGAGGAAGAAGAGGCCACUGAAGAGUUAAUCCAAGAUGAGGAAUUGUUCCCUGACGAUGCCCUUAGCAACCACACAGACAUGGUGGAGAAUGAGCCUGUGAUAAAUGAAACCAAGAGAGAUUUCAUAAGGCAGAUCAGCAUCAUUUCAGCAGACGGAGAGAACCCCAGAUCCCGCUCCGUGAGGAGACACGGCUGCAGCCAGAGGAAACACUCCGAGCAACAAGAGAAGAAGAAACCACAGGAUAUGCAGAAACUCAUCCAGACAGAGACCAUGGAAACAGGCAGGGUGAAAGCAAAGGUGUACCUUGAGUACGCCAAGGCGGUGGGAAUUCUGCUGUCCGUGCUCAUCUGUUUCCUGUACGGCUGCCAGAGCGCAGCGGCCAUCGGAGCAAACAUCUGGCUCAGCCAGUGGACCAAUGAUGCCUUAACAAAUCAAACUCAGGAGAAUGUUCACAUGAGAGUGGGGGUGUACGCAGCACUCGGCAUUGCACAAGGUGUGCUAUUGUUGGUUAACUGCCUGUUGUGCCGUGCCUACUGUAUGCUGCGGGCAGCAAAGCUCACGCACCGCAACAUGCUCGAGGGGGUCCUGCGAGCCCCGCAGGCCUUCUUUGAGAGCACCCCCACUGGGCGGUUACUGAACCGCUUCAGCAAAGACGUGGAUGCUAUAGACUCCCACAUCCCAGACAAUAUUGACAUAUGGAUGCGCACUUUCUGGUACACACUGAAUGUGCUGCUCAUAUGCUCUGCCCUCACCCCAAUGUUCCUCAUAGUCAUAGCCCCGUUAAUGGUGUUCUAUUGGUGGGUUCAGAGAUUUUACGUUGCCACGUCUCGGCAGCUAAAGCGUCUGGAAUCAGUCAGCCGCUCUCCAAUAUAUUCCCAUUUCUCUGAAACCGUCACUGGCUGUAGUGUAAUCCGAGCCUAUGGCAGACACUCUUCCUUUGUUCUGAUGAGUGAUAUGAAAGUGGAUGAAAACCAAAAGAGUUACUACCCUGGUAUAGUGUCCAACAGGUGGCUCGGGGUGCGUAUUGAGUUCAUCGGGAACUGCAUAGUGUUGUUUGCUGCUGUGUUUGCCGUGGCUGGGAAGGACACUCUGAGCCCGGGCCUCGUGGGUCUGUCAGUGUCCUACGCUCUACAGGUGACCAUGUCUCUGAAUUGGAUGGUGCGAAUGACUUCAGAUCUGGAGAGCAACAUAGUAGCAGUGGAGAGAGUGAAGGAGUAUGCUGAGACCAAGACAGAGGCACCCUGGGAGGUGGAGGACAAGAAGCCCCCACCUGAGUGGCCCAUGGAGGGGAACGUGGACUUCCACGACUACAGCGUUCGGUACCGAGAGGGACUGGACCUCGUCCUGAAGAACCUCACACUGAGCGUCAAAGGAGGAGAGAAGAUUGGUAUUGUGGGUCGUACAGGGGCCGGCAAGUCCUCCAUGACGCUUUGCCUCUUCCGAUUGUUGGAAGCCGCAGCAGGAGAGAUCACCAUCGACAAGGUGAAGAUAUCUGAGAUAGGCCUCCACGACCUGAGGUCCAAACUCACCAUCAUCCCACAGGAGCCUGUGCUCUUCUCGGGCACACUAAAAAUGAACCUGGACCCCUUUGAGAAGUACAGUGAUGAGGAGAUGUGGCGAGCUCUGGAACAUUCUCAUCUCCACAAGUUUGUCAGCAACCAGCCAGCAAAACUGGAGCUGGAGUGCUCAGAGGGAGGAGAGAACCUCAGUGUGGGCCAGAGGCAGCUGGUGUGUUUGGCCCGAGCUCUCCUGAGAAAGACCAGGAUCCUCAUCCUGGAUGAAGCUACAGCCGCUAUAGAUCUGGAGACAGACGAUCUCAUUCAGUCCACCAUUCGGACUCAGUUUGAAGACUGCACCGUCUUUACCAUCGCUCACAGACUCAACACAAUCAUGGAUUACACAAGAGUGUUGGUGUUGGACAAGGGACAGGUAGCAGAGUUUGACACUCCUACAAAUCUCUUAUCACGGAGAGGGAUCUUCUACGGCAUGGCUAAAGAUGCCGGACUGACACAGUAGAACUGCAUUUUGUCCCAAUGUUACAAACCAGGGUUGAGGAGGAUCUCAGGUCAGUCUGACUCUGCAUUUCAAACCUGGAGGUUGAACUGAAGAGGACCUCUUAUGUAUACUUGGUAUUUCUUUCAGUUACUGCUGGUUUUGAAUUAAUCCUGAAUUCCUUAGCAGACUCGGAUCAACUAGCCGUUGCAAAAGUCUCAGCGAUUGACUGCCCCUAUGGUCUGCAUCAGGACAUCUACACACUAUUCUGUAAUUGUCGUAGGUUUCUGGCACAGGCUGCGAUGUCCCAGGUGGCAAACACUGUCCCUUUGGCAUGUGAAUAGGAAAAAACAAGCCAUAUGUGCAAAUACUAGUUGAUCCAAGUCUGCUCUUUAGUGCCUUCUGCCAGUGGGAUAAAGAAAGCCAGUGAAUGUAUCAUUUUCUAUUCAGCAGUCUGAUGCAAAACAAACCACAACAAAAAGGAGGAACUUUUUUAUUAUUUUUUUCUACAAAGCGACAUAUUGUGCCACUGUACUUUCCUCAUAAGAAAAAAAAAACGUACAAUUUGUGAUAAACCCACUUAUUUUUGUACUGUACUAUUAUUUAUGCUACUUUUUAAAGAAUUGUCUCAUCUAGGGAAGUUUGCUCAGUUACAUUAGUGAUUCUUUUGUGAACCAAUUCUAUUAAAACUUGAAUUAUGUACCACCAAAAUAUGAUAUAUGAUAAUGCUUUUAUUAAAAAAGGAA